UUUGAAACGGAAUAUAACUCAAGUUUUAAAGCAUUUGAUCCAGAGAUUUACACGUCACCACUGAGUGCAGCUCUUAUUGAUGAGCCAAGGAGUAGUGAACUUGACAAGACCAAACCACCUGCAGCAGGCUUAAAGUCAAAUAAUUUUUUAAAAUCCGUAGAACCACCUCUUCAAAACAAGUCCAAGGCAGACCGUCGUCAAGACAAUGAAUCUAAAGACACACUGAGCAAUGAAAAACAAAAGAUUGAUACAAAAAAUAAGUCAAACUCUGAAGAAAGCGCUAGAAAUAAAGCAAAG
Molecule: messenger RNA, 297 nt
Organism: Paramuricea clavata
Lineage: Eukaryota; Metazoa; Cnidaria; Anthozoa; Malacalcyonacea; Plexauridae
Source: the annotation of a GenBank genome assembly